Ochotona princeps (American pika) is the source of this 945-nucleotide messenger RNA. RefSeq names its product A disintegrin and metalloproteinase with thrombospondin motifs 12-like. The transcript is spliced from 4 exons. The record is from RefSeq and is a predicted model, not a curated record. Bases 295 to 945 code for a protein of 216 amino acids. Lineage: Eukaryota; Metazoa; Chordata; Mammalia; Lagomorpha; Ochotonidae.
GCAGGUCCAAGGCGGAGGGUGGGGACCCAGGGUGGGCUGCGUCCUCCAGCUCUGACUCUUUGCACAUAGACGCUGUCAGCUGAUUCACUCUCCUCUAGGAAGGAGGGGAGGGGAAAAGGUAUCUGCCCCCUCCUCCUCGGAAAAGCCAAGGCAACUCAGCGGCUCUGCAGCCUCUCCCUUCCCACGCCUGGACCAUGCACUUCUGCACCUUUCUGGCAGGCCACUGGCGACAAGUCUGCUUCCGGAGCUGAGGGCUCAAACUUUCUGACUUUUCUACUCCCCGGCACCCGAACCAUGCCAUGUGCCCGGAGGAGCUGGCUCACACGCCUCUCCGCCGCAGCUCAGCUUUUUAGCUUCGUGGCGCUUUGUCUUGGGCGACACCUUCAGCCAGGCCUGCUUGGCUUUCCAGAUAGGAGGCAAGCGCGUUUUCUCGAGGGUCUGCCCGAAUACCACGUGGUGGGGCCUGUCCAGGUAGAUGCCAGUGGGCAUUUCCUGUCCUAUGACCUGCACCACCCCACCACCGGUGGCCGGAGGAAGAGAGACUUGGACGAUUCAGAUGACCGGGUGUAUUACAGAAUUUCACAUGAGGAGAAGGACCUGUUUUUUAACUUGACAGUGCAUAAGGAGUUUCUUUCCAACAACUACAUUGUGGAGAAGAGAUAUGGGAACCUCUCCCAUGUACAGAUCGUGGCUCCCGUGGGGCCCCGCUGCCAUCUCAGGGGCACGAUUGUACAGCAGGGCACCACGGUUGGGACAGCAGCCCUCAGUGCUUGUCAUGGACUGGAACUGCACAUCUAUGUUGUGCAAAAUUCUGGCCUCCCAGAGAUUCGAGGAUACACAAUACAGGAAACAAACAGCGAUGCAAAGGAAGCUUUGCAAGUGGCAAGUUUGAUAUUUAAAGUCUUUGUCUCAGACCAUAAUAUGUUCCCUGUCAUCUUAUUCUGA